AUGGUAAUACAAAUGAUUGAUCAUUUAUUGAUUUUCUCUUUAUUAUUAUGUCCAAUAAUUCUUUCGGCUGAAUUAUCAUCAUCGUCAUCAUCAUCAGCAUCAACAUUAAUGAGUACAAUAUCUCCUGUAAAAUUAAUUCAUUCUAAAAUAAUCUAUUCAGUGGAUAUGAAUCCAAUUGGAAUAUGUCAACCACCAUGUUUAAAUAAUGGAAUAUGUCGUCGUGAUCGUCAUCCCCAUAGUAAUAAUAAUAGUAGUAGUAGUAGUAAUAAUAAUGAUAAUUUAAAGGAAAAUGAUUCAAAAUGUAUUUGUACACCAGAUUUCAAAGGGAUUGAUUGUGGUGAAGAGGCAGAAACAGAUUUAACAAAUUGUCAAGAAUCAACAUGUAAAUAUAGUGGAACAUGUGUUGGUACAUCAAAAACACCAAAAUGUUUAUGUAAAGAUCAUACACGUGGGAAACGAUGUCAAAGACAUGACCUUAUAUUUAUCGUAGAACUUAAAAUAUACGAUAAUGGCAAAGAAGCUGUCUGGCAAAAAGACUUUGAAGAUAAGUCAAGUUAUUUAUCUACCAUAAAAGCAUUAGAUGUUUGUAAACUUCUUAAAUUAAGUAUCAUUCGUGGAUCAAAUAUACAAUUAUCGAAUUCAUUUAUUGAUUGUUAUUUAAUUACUUAUCAUAAACUAUCAGUCAUAAUUGAAGUUGCAUUAAUAUUAGAUAUAGAAUUAUCAUUAAUUCCAUUGAUAAAUUUAACAUUAAUACAAAAUCAAAUUAUGACUGGAUUAAAAACAAUGGAUCCAAGUUUAAAUGAAUUCAAAACCAUUUCAUUAGAUGAUAUCAUUUCUGGGAAUUCAUCAACGUUUAAAGUUCAUGUUCAUGAUCCUUGUAAAAAUGGUAAUCAUGAUUGUUCAAUAAAUGCUAAAUGUAUUGUACAACCACAAGGUACUUAUGUAUGCGAGUGUAAUCCUUUUACAAUUGAUGCAUCAUUCGAUGUUAAUUAUCCUGGACGACGUUGUAUGUAUGAUGGUUUAAUUAUAUUAGCAUUUGCUAUUAUUGGUGGCCUUAUUUGUACACUUACUGUACUUAUUUGUGGAUGUCGUCGAACAAUAUGGCGAAGAUAUCGUCGUGGACCAGAAUCUAUUGAUUUAAUUAAUAUGCCAAGAAAUUAUGAUAUUUAA
Molecule: messenger RNA, 1170 nt
Organism: Schistosoma curassoni
Lineage: Eukaryota; Metazoa; Platyhelminthes; Trematoda; Strigeidida; Schistosomatidae
Source: the annotation of a GenBank genome assembly